Hermetia illucens (black soldier fly) is the source of this 762-nucleotide messenger RNA. It is a transcript of the gene mRpL48, whose product is annotated as probable 28S ribosomal protein S10, mitochondrial. The record is from RefSeq and is a predicted model, not a curated record. Bases 106 to 654 code for a protein of 182 amino acids. Gene Ontology annotation, cellular component: mitochondrial ribosome. NCBI's taxonomy places the organism in Eukaryota, Metazoa, Arthropoda, Insecta, Diptera, Stratiomyidae. The transcript is spliced from 5 exons.
GCAAUGCUUUCGGAACGAUUGCAUGUUGCGAAUUCCCAGCAGCGCUCAGCUGUUCUUAUUACCUAACCUGACUUUAUCGUUGGAGCUCGUUUGGUUGACGUUAGAAUGUUUCGAGGGUUGCUUCGUAUCCCACGUCGUUCAAUUGCCGGCACCGGGCGCGCAAGGUUUCACACAAACAAUGGACCGAAGAGAGGCAUUUAUGAACCAGACUACUUGGAACUUUUGGAACCCAAAUACCCACAAUAUGAAGCACUCAAUUUCCAAAUCAAGGGGUAUGACUACCCAGUUCUCGAGAGUUACCAGAAGUUCCUUCACGGCGUCGCGGAAUAUAUGGAUUUGGAUGUCUCGGAUUGUUAUGCUUUACCGCCUCAACAUCUCCAAGUGCAAAAAUUUAAACCCGCCUCAUCCACUGUUGAUGCAGAAUACAAACUUACAAUGUAUGAGAGAAACAUUCAGAUAACCGAUCUCGACGCCCCAACAUACCCAACAUUUUUACGAAUCGCCCAAGCUGCCCUGCCGGAAGGCGUAACAUUGAACGUGAUGGAAGCUAGUGAAGAACAAGAGGAGUUGCGCUACGUUCCAGACCGGGAGUUACUGGAAUUAAAAAGUCAGUUGGAGGUCAUGCAAGGCGCGAAGGAGGCAAAGAAAAAAUAGAAUAGUAAUUUAGAAAUAAAAAGUUGAUGUACACCCUCGAAGUUGCUUAUCAUUUCUUAGAAAAUUCGCGUGAAAACAAUAAAACGAUACCAUUGGCGAAACCUUUCA